UUUCUACAAAAUGAUUUUCAUUUGGAUUUUAAUAUUUAUUUUAACAGAUAAAACAAGCUUAAUCGAAGGAAAGAAAGGUUUCGGUGACGGCGAGCAGGAUUGGGGCUAUGUAACAGUGCGUCCAGGUGCUCACAUGUUCUGGUGGCUUUAUUACGUUAAUCCCCCGCGACUCAAUAACUCAGAGUUUAAUGUAUUCGAUAAGCCGCUGCUAAUCUGGCUCCAAGGAGGCCCGGGGUUCUCGUCGACCGGUCUUGGGACCUUCGAGGAAUUGGGCCCGCUGGACGUAAAUCUCAUGAAGCGCAACUACACCUGGAUUAACAACUACAACAUUCUCUUCAUCGACAACCCGGUAGGCGUUGGCUUCAGUUACGUCGAGGAAGACAUUCUUUACGCCGAGAACACAACCCAGAUCGCCCAAGACCUUGUUCAGUGCAUCAGCCAGUUUCUUCAAGUGAUUCCGCAGUUCAAAAAUGUUUCCACGUACAUCCUUGGUCAGUCUUACGGUGGGAAAAUGGCCGUCGAGUUUUCCUUCCUGUGGUACAAAGCGCAAGAAAGUGGAACAAUUGAGAGCAAGUUGAAAGGAAUAGCGUUAGGAAACGCGUGGAUUUCUCCCAUUGACUCAGUGAUAUCUUAUGCGCCUUAUUUACUUUACUCAGGUUUAAUAGAUACUCCUGAUUACAACAAUUUAAAAAUAGUUAGCAAUUUGAUUAAAAAAGCUGUGGAAAAUAAUAAUUGGUUAAAAGCGUCGCAAUUGUUUAAAUUUUUAGUGCACGCAAUAGAUAAAAAUAUUGAUUUAUAUUAUAUAACAAGAGAAAAACAACUUACCGAUGAAAGUCACUUUUAUCACUAUAAAACUUCUUUUGGAAAUCGUGAGCCAUCCUCGAGAUCUCCGUUGACUUUUGCAUCUAAAAUUUACAGUAUUAUGAAUGGAGAAGUUAAACAAGCACUAAAUCUUAACAACUCAUGGAUUUUUUGCUCAUACAAAGUUAAAGAUGCAUUGAAAAUUGAUUUAAUGAAACCAGUUACUCAUGUUGUCGAAAGACUUUUGAAUGAAACAAACCUCAAAGUUUUUGUUUAUAACGGGCAGUAUGACUUCAUGGUGCCCGUUUACGGCACCGCGACCUGGGUCGAAAAUUUGAAAUGGUCAAAAGCUAGUAAUUGGAAGACCACCCAGAGAAUGCCAUUUGUUGUUGACAAUAUCGUUGAAGGGUUUGUUAAAAAACAGAAAAAUCUGCGGAUGUAUUGGAUAAAUCGUUCUGGACAUAUGGUACCGAAGUGUAAUCCAUAUGCAACAACAGCUUUGUUGCAAGAGUUGACAUCUAAUAAUAACAGCGAAAAAACAUUAGACACUUACCGUUUUUUACAAUCGGAGCUCCUCAGAUUUAAUAUUCAUUAAAAAUAGCUUCUAAUUAUUUCUUCAAGUAAUUACUAUAA
Molecule: messenger RNA, 1434 nt
Organism: Cotesia glomerata
Lineage: Eukaryota; Metazoa; Arthropoda; Insecta; Hymenoptera; Braconidae
Product: retinoid-inducible serine carboxypeptidase-like
Exons: 6
Coding region: 11-1396 (461 amino acids)
Biological process (GO): proteolysis
Molecular function (GO): serine-type carboxypeptidase activity
Source: RefSeq, a predicted model, not a curated record